Messenger RNA from Helianthus annuus (common sunflower), 977 nucleotides. RefSeq names its product auxin-responsive protein SAUR50. NCBI's taxonomy places the organism in Eukaryota, Viridiplantae, Streptophyta, Magnoliopsida, Asterales, Asteraceae. Bases 76 to 492 code for a protein of 138 amino acids. Gene Ontology annotation, biological process: response to auxin. The transcript has a single exon. The record is from RefSeq and is a predicted model, not a curated record.
ACCUUUACACCCCUCUCAUUCGACACUAUCAUUCGACAACAACACAAACAACAAACGUACACAUCAAAAAACAACAUGACAGGCUGUAGCAAAAUCCGCCACAUUGUUCAACUCCGUCAAAUGCUACGCCGCUGGCGAAAAAAAGCCGCAAUGCAGUCUCGGAAAUGCAUACCUUCUGAUGUCCCCGCGGGACAUGUAGCCGUUUGUGUCGGCUCAAACUACCGUAGAUUUGUCGUUCGAGCAACCCACCUCAACCACCCCGUGUUUAAAAAGCUUCUAGUGCAAGCCGAAGAAGAAUUCGGCUUUUCUCAAUCCGGCCCAUUAGCGAUCCCUUGCGACGAGUAUUUGUUUGAAGAAAUUAUCCGGUUUUUAUCACGGUCCGAUUCGUCAGCGAACCGGUUUGUUAAUCUUGAAGAGUUUCAACGUCACUGUCACGUAGGCAUGAGGAGCAAUUUGGAUUUCUGGCCAGAGUCUCGGCCUCUACUUCGGUGAAUAAAAAAACAAAAAAAUAAUAAUAAUAAAACGAGUGAGUCGACUCAGAUUUUGACCCCGAGUCGACUCGGGGCCCGCGGCCAACAUGCACAAAGAAGUAAAGGACUCCGGUUUGGGGACUUGUUAGUAAUUUCAGCUAGCAUUAUUACACAAAGGUUAGAGACUAUUUAAAGUCUUUUGCCUUUGUUUCUUUUGUAUUUUUACGGAAUUGCCCCGAAAUGUAACUUGUUGGGGGGUGGUGGGAGUGUUACUGAGUCACCGAGUUGACUCAUCGAGUUAAGGAGAUGGCAACACUGAGUCGUCCCAGAUUUGAAUCGGAGUCACAAGUCGCAACUGAAUCAAAGAAGAGGGAGGGAAAUGGUUGAUUGGUUAUAGAUGGGGGUCACUUUUGUAAAUUACCAUGUGCAAUUGUGCAUUCAAUUGAUUCUGUUAUUAUUACGAUUUAUAUUAUAAGUGAAAUAUGCAAAUUGUAGAGAAAAUUCCAA